Molecule: messenger RNA, 2493 nt
Organism: Aspergillus viridinutans
Lineage: Eukaryota; Fungi; Ascomycota; Eurotiomycetes; Eurotiales; Aspergillaceae
Product: putative transcription regulator BDF1
Exons: 3
Coding region: 1-2493 (830 amino acids)
Biological process (GO): chromatin remodeling; regulation of DNA-templated transcription
Cellular component (GO): nucleus; chromatin
Source: RefSeq, a predicted model, not a curated record
AUGGCGACGCCGCCUCCCGAGGCUCCUCCUGGUGUCAAGGAGGACAAGCCUCAACUGCCGCCGUCGCCAAAUGGUGCCUCAUCUGUUGACAUUGGUCGCACAAGCCCGCAUAAUCAUGUGACGGAAGCAGCGCCGACCAAUGGUACGAACGAAGGAAAUGACAAGACCGCCGCGGUGAAUGGCCACGGUACUGAACAGCCAUCGUUGACGAAUGGCGCCGGCUCCACGGUGUCGCCCCCAAAGUCACCUACUCAACCACCUGCGGACGUCCCUGCACCAUCGACAACGACACCAACGGAGAACGAAGAAGAGAAACCCCUUACUUCCACGUCUACGGAUGGACCAAACAAAGAGCCAAACGGGGACAACUCUGUUCCUAAUGCGCCUGUGAUACAGGAGACGGGCACAACUGUUGGUACAAACCAGGCCUCACCGCAAGACACGGAGGCAUCGCAAGAUGUAUCAAAGCCACCGACUGAUUCGUCGUCCGAUGCCAAGGUGGAGAAUAAUGGACAGGAUGCUGGCGUGAAGACCGAGCUGCCUCAUCAUCCUACUAGUGCGAGACUGGACACCAUGCCCGGUGAUGACGCUUCUAGUAAGGCGCCAACUGCACCAAGUCUGCAUACUAUCGACCAAGACAUGCCUGACGCGCCAGAUGUUCCAAUAUCUCCGACGAAGGUAUCCCGGGAGCGCGAUGCAGACGGCGAUGAUGAGCCCGCUGCCAAACGUACCAAGUUGGAAGAUGAAGGCUCAGCUGAGGUCAAGCUUCCUGAUCUGCCCACACCUGUGACCGAAGCACCUGCCCACACCACUGUGAAUGGUGAGGCGACCAUGACUAAGGUCCAACAUAAAUUCGUCCUCAAAGGUAUUCAGAGUUUGAAGCGCAUGAAUGAUGCUCGCUUCUACCGCGAACCUGUUGACCCGGUCAAGAUGAACAUCCCCCAUUAUCCGCAGAUUAUCAAGCAUCCUAUGGAUCUUGGGACAAUCGAGCGCAAAUUGAAGAAUAAUGAGUACAAGACUGCUCAGGCCGUCGUGGACGAUUUCAAUUUGAUGGUGCAAAAUGCAAUUACUUUCAAUGGUCCCGACCACGUGGUGUCACAAGAGGGAUUGAAGCUCAAAGGCACAUUCGAGAAGCAAAUGAUGAACCUACCCAAGGCUGAUGAGGUUGAAGAGAAGAAGCCGAAAAAGGUUUCCACCAAAACUUCAGCGGCCCAUCGGGAACCGCGCACUAGCGUUGGGACGUCUACAGCUCGCCCGACCGCCACUUCCCCUCAGGCCACGACUUUUGCUCUUGGACCAGAAGGCCUGCCUUUGAUCCGUCGUGACUCUACCAAUACUGAUGGCCGUCCCAAGCGCUCGAUUCAUCCACCCAAGCGGGAUUUGCCUUAUUCCACCAAGCCCAAGAAGAAGAAGUACCAGUGGGAACUGCGAUUCUGUCAGGAAGUCUUGGAUGAGCUCCACAAACCCAAGCACUACAACUGGGCUGCCCCCUUCUACUUCCCUGUGGAUCCGGUUGCACUGAACAUUCCGACUUAUCACAGCAUUAUCAAGAAGCCAAUGGAUCUUUCCACUGUCCAGUCCAAACUCAAGACUGGCCAGUACGAGAAUGCCAAGGAAUUUGAGGUUGACAUGCGUCAAAUAUUCAAGAACUGCUUCAAGUUCAACAUCCAAGGAGAUCCUACCUACAUGGCCGGUCAGAGAUUCCAGGAGAUAUUCGAAAACAAGUGGGCUCAGAAGACACGUUAUCUAGAGGCUCAUGAACCCCACCCAGAACACCAGAGCAUUAGCUCUUCCUCCGAAGAAAGCGAAGAAGAGGAAGAUGAGAGCGACUACGACAACGAGAAGUUAACCAUGCUGCAGAAACAAAUUGCUGAAAUGUCACGUCAAGUGGAAGCGAUUACACAGAAGAAAAAGAAGACUCCACCUGGUUCGAAAAAGCCUAGCAAGUCUAAGUCCGGAAAGAAGGAUUCGAAGAAGAGCGGAACCAUCCCCUUGGGCAAGAAGGACAAGAAGACUUCCUCCAAGUCAUCCAAGCCAGAAAAGCAGCGCUACGUCACUUAUCACGAAAAGCAGAUCAUCUCGAACGGAAUAAGUAGUCUUCCGGACAAGAAGAUGCAGGAAGCCCUCAAGAUUAUCCAAAGCAACGUUCCAGCUUUGAAAGGUACACAAGAGACCGAGAUCGAACUUGACAUCGAUGAGCUCCCUAAUGAGGUUCUAUUGAUGUUACUGAAGUUCGUCAAGAAGAACGCCCCGCAUGUCAUAGAAGAGGAGGAUAUGACCGCUUCUACUGCAGCAAAUAUGGCUGCUCCAAAGCCAAAGAAGAAUAAGCCUAUGAGCAAGUAUGAGCAAGAGGCUCAGAUUAACAUGCUCGAGAGCAACCUCUCUCGUUUCCAGGGCGGUGGCGGCCGUUCUCCCGAUCCUCUCCCGUCUGUGGAAGCGAAUGAAAGUAGCGAUGAUUCAGAGGAUGAUUCUGAAGAAAGCGAGGAAGAGUAG